AUGUCAACUUCAUCUUCUUCUCAAGCACCUGGUGGUUUAAGAAAUGCAGUUAAAAGAAAAUCUACUGCUGAUAAGAAACAACAAUCUCAAAAUGCGACUCCUUUGUCUACUAGAUCUGCUGGUGCUGGUGGUUCUUCUUCAACUAUGAUGAAAUUAUUUACUGAUGAAGCUCAAGGUUUAAGAGUUGAUCCUUUAGUUGUUUUAUUUUUAGCUGUUGGUUUUAUAUUCUCAGUUAUUAUCUUACAUGUAUUUGCAAAAAUUACUGGUAAAUUUACGUAG
Molecule: messenger RNA, 279 nt
Organism: Insectozyma verbasci
Lineage: Eukaryota; Fungi; Ascomycota; Pichiomycetes; Serinales; Debaryomycetaceae
Source: the annotation of a GenBank genome assembly